UGAGGGCGGCGCAGGCGGCGCUCGGUGCCCGCCCGGCCCCGCGCCCGCCAUGAACUCGCUGGAGCAGGCCGAGGAUCUGAAAGCUUUUGAAAGAAGACUUACUGAAUACAUUGCAUGUUUGCAGCCAGCUACAGGACGUUGGAGAAUGAUUCUGAUAGUGGUAUCAGUCUGCACAGCCACUGGUGCUUGGAACUGGUUAAUAGAUCCUGAGACACAAAAGGUGUCAUUUUUCACAUCACUUUGGAACCAUCCAUUUUUCACAAUUAGCUGUAUUACCCUAAUAGGCUUGUUCUUUGCUGGAAUACAUAAAAGAGUGGUGGCACCAUCAAUUAUAGCAGCCCGAUGUCGAACUGUUUUGGCAGAAUAUAAUAUGUCCUGUGAUGAUACUGGAAAGCUAAUUUUGAAACCUAGGCCUCAUGUUCAGUAAGGCCCAUCUUCCUUCAGUUUUUUCCACUGCCAUGGAAACCAAAAAUGACCUUUUUUCAAGAUAGUAUGACAGCAAAAACCAAACAGGACUGGUUGUCAUUACCUAGGAGCAAAAGUCUUAUACAAUUGACAGUGAAAGUGUGCAAUAUUGCUUUCUUGAAUAUUUCUCCAAAUUUUUUGUUAUCAUAUGAUCAGUGCUCUUGCUACUUCUGAUUACCUCUUUUUUCAGUAUUAGUGUCACUUUUUUACUUCAGCUAGAACAAAACAUACCAGUGAUGUAUGUUAAUUGGUUAUGAAGUUGAACUUGAAGAUCAAACCUCAUUUGUGUUACGUGUCUUUGUAAACUACUGUAAAUAGCAGAACAAUGCCAAUGUUCAGAGGAAAAAAAAGUAAUAAUUGCUGUAUGGAUUUUUGUUGUUGUUCUCAUGAACAGUAUUGAAAGGAACACUUACCAUUCCCAUGACUUUUUCUUAGCACACUUACUCAUUACAGCUAUCCUUGUUUCCUGGUCACUGCUUUUGGAACUAAAAGGUUUGCAGAAAGACUGCUCAUGCUGGAGAAAACUGGUCUUUUUGUUUAAGAACUUCGCAAAUAGAUGGAGGAGCACAUUUGUGAAACUGUACACAUAGUGCACUAGCCACUUUCCUUGUGGUCAUGCGUAGCUCGUUCAAUCUGGCUCACGAGACUGCUGUUUUAACCAGAUUUUAAUGUUUUAAAGAUUGUCUUAAAUAUGCUUGCAUCUUUCUGAUUGUACAAUUGUACUGUAUCUAAAUUCCCCAAGAUGCUGGGUGGGUUUUUAUGCUGUGAUAGUCUGAAUAUGAAAGUAGUCUUGGAGGUGUUUAACUUUGGAUACAAAUUAUUUGGCGAAGUAAAUAUAAAUGGUGCCACAAAAUAACAGAACUUGUUAUUU
Nothoprocta perdicaria is the source of this 1336-nucleotide messenger RNA. It is a transcript of the gene CNEP1R1, whose product is annotated as CTD nuclear envelope phosphatase 1 regulatory subunit 1. The record is from RefSeq and is a predicted model, not a curated record. The transcript is spliced from 6 exons. Gene Ontology annotation, cellular component: Nem1-Spo7 phosphatase complex; cytoplasm. The coding region runs from base 50 to 427 and encodes 125 amino acids. Lineage: Eukaryota; Metazoa; Chordata; Aves; Tinamiformes; Tinamidae.